AUGGUAUUUGAAGGCAAGUUCGAUAGCCCAAGUAAGGUGAUUGCUGCUGCUAUAUCAGGUCUCAAAUGUUUUCAAGAAUAUAGACUUGAGGGGAACCAGACCAAGGGGGUAAAUAUCCAAAGAAGGAAAGAUACAAAGUGGAAGCCACCAGAUGAAGGUGUAACAAAGGUAAAUUUCGAUGCUGCUAUUGAUAAACCGAAUAACAAAGUUAGGUUGGGUAUAGUAGCAAGGAAUUAUGAGGGAGAGCUUUUAUUCUCAUUAUGUGCCUCAAAGAUGUUUAGUGGAAGUUCAGAUUUGGCUGAAGCUAUUACCUUAUGGAGAGCUAUGGAGCUUGUUGUGGAACUAGAUGGUCGAAAUGUGGCUUUUGAAGGUGAUGCUGAAAGAGUAAUAAAAGGGGUAGCAGGGAAGGGAAUCAUAUGUGCUUCAAUGGCUCAGCUUUUUGAUGAUAUGCGAAGCAAACUGGUUCAUAGGAAAGAUUGGUCUAUGGAAUUCAUUUAUAGGGAAGGCAAUAGUGUGGCUCAUGAACUUGCUAAGAGGGCGUUGAGAAUGGAAGGGGAAUGUUGCUGGAUUGAAGAGAGACCUAUUGAGAUUGUUGAUAUUGUUAAGAGAGAAAUGCUUUGUACUAAUUUAGAGCAACAUCUUGUGGGUGACAGAGUGUAA
Juglans regia (Persian walnut) is the source of this 660-nucleotide messenger RNA. RefSeq lists its product as uncharacterized. NCBI's taxonomy places the organism in Eukaryota, Viridiplantae, Streptophyta, Magnoliopsida, Fagales, Juglandaceae. The record is from RefSeq and is a predicted model, not a curated record. Gene Ontology annotation, molecular function: RNA-DNA hybrid ribonuclease activity; nucleic acid binding. The transcript has a single exon. Bases 1 to 660 code for a protein of 219 amino acids.